AUGCCGGAUUCACCGGAUUCAUUAAAGAAUUUUAAUGACAAGACCCAAGAAACUAAUAUUAUUGGAACGUUUCCUGGUUUUCAACCAAUUUCAGAUAAUUGCAUGACUAGAGGAGGAAUGGCCGCUAGCAAUUCAUCUAAUUCAAUUUUUUGUGUUGUUGAUAUUCCCCCUAUGGAGAAUCAGCAGAUUAUUCAAGAUCUCAUUGAUUAUCUUAGACAAACUUAUUACCAAGCGAAUCAACCUUCAUUGGGAAGAGUAUAUGAUAUUAAGAAAUAUGAGGUUGUUGCACUUGGAUUUACUCUUGUUAAGCCAUCGAGUCUAGCAGAGACCAAUGUUAGCAAACCUACUUCUUUGAACAACCAGAUAGUCAUUACUCGA
Messenger RNA from Dentiscutata erythropus, 378 nucleotides. Lineage: Eukaryota; Fungi; Glomeromycota; Glomeromycetes; Diversisporales; Gigasporaceae. The record is from the annotation of a GenBank genome assembly.